AUAGAAGCAUAUAUAACAAAUGCCUACUUGAGUAAAUGCAUCUGGAUUUCUGAUUUUACAGUGCUUCCUUCAUUACAUGUAAAUUGAAUUCUGGCUGAAUGGAAAAGAUCUUGGAAUAAGUUAGCUAACUAGCUUGUUAAAAAUGAGUUCCCAAAAGCGAGGUUAUGAUGAAGACAAUGGGGGGAAGAAGAAAAGAGCUAAACUAUCACAAAGUGAUAGAUCAGCAAGCAAUUCAGGCUUGCUCUCUUCACCUAAACCAUCACAAAGUGAUAGAUCAGCGAGCAAUUCUAGCUUGCUCUCUUCAGCACACAGUUUUUAUGGAAGAAGUUCUCUGGGAGAUGCAGACAGUCUUUCAAGUCCAGAAGAGAUGAACAAUCAUAGUCUUGCAUCACAGUCAGAUAUAUCAGAAGACUAUAUGCCUGCAGGCAUGCAGCCUGAUUACAGCCCUGACACUAUGACUCAGUUCACACCCUCCACAUCUGACUCCCCCAAAAACUUCUCACCGUCCAUUCCUGAAAAUGGAAAAAAUUAUGGUUUGAACUCUGGGACGUCUUCACUAUCUUCCAACAACACAACAUCAACCAGCAGUGGCCCUAAGCCCCAUUACAGCUCUAUUUCUCAAAAGUUGAUGAAUAAGAUGGGUUAUGAGGAAGGCCGAGGCUUGGGAGCAUCACAGUCUGGUCGCUUGGAGCCUGUAGAAGCAUCUCAUCAGAAAGGCAGGAGGGGUCUUGGCCACUCACUCCCUCAGCUGCAGCCAGCUAUUAUUAAGGAUUUCCAUGAUGGCCAGCUUGAUGAAGCAAGUGUGGAGGAAGAAGUCCUUUGGAUGGCUGAAUGCCCCAACCCAGAACCAUUAUCCCUUGCCUUGCUCACUCAGUGGAUGACAAUUGGACCAAAGAAGCUUGACAUCAGUGAUGAAACAGAUUAUUGUGAUGAGAGUAUUCUCAAGGGUGUGCUCGAUGCAAAGACAGUGUUUGAUGCACUAAGCGAGCGGGAGAUCCAGCGAGCGCGAGUUCGCAGUAACCCCUUCGAGACCAUCGGCAAAGUGUUCUUCCAGAACAGAGCUGCCCUCAAGAUGGCAAACUUGGACGCCAUAUGCGGCAUGAUGUUCACUAGGCCCACCGACCCACAUGGAAAGCCCAUGGUGCAAGAGGACAACAUCCUAUACUUUGCUGACGUGUGUGCUGCGCCAGGAGGGUUCGCCGAGUAUGCCAUAUGGCGCCGCAAAACAAUCAGUGAUGGCUUCCCUGAUGUGCAUGGCUUUGGCUUCACAUUGCGCUCUAAUGACUUCAAACUGCAUGACUUCUACGCAGCUCCUAGAGAGUUCUUUGAACCGCACUACGGCGACAGUGAUCGAGGCAAGAAGGGUGAUGGAGAUGGUGAUAUCUACAAGGGGCAUAACAUCAGCAGCUUCUGCGACUUCGUGAAGACGGCGACGCGGGGGCGCGGCGUGCACUUCAUGAUGGCGGACGGCGGCUUUAAUGUAGAGGGGCAAGAGAACAUCCAGGAGAUAUUGAGCAAGCAGCUCUACCUGGGGCAGUUCACGGUCGCCCUAGGCAUUGUCAGGGAGGGCGGGCAUUUUGUGUGCAAGUUAUUCGACACGUUCACGCCCUUCAGCGUAGAGCUCAUCUACCUCAUGUAUCGCUGCUUCAGACGCGUCUCCAUCCACAAGCCCAACACCAGCAGACCAGCUAACUCUGAGAGGUACAUUAUCUGCAAAGGACUGCGCAGUGGCUGCAGCAGUGUUUACAGUUACUUGUUCUCCGUCAACGAUAAGCUCAACGAACUGAAGCUCAGCUCCGGCGACCGCGACGUGACGCAUCUCGUGCCGCCAGAGCUUAUACAGAACGAUGAGAAAUUCCUGCACUACAUCAAGGAUAUGAACAACAGUAUCGGCGAAAAACAGAUAAGAAGUCUGCACAAAAUUCGUCUGUUCGCUGAGGACAACACGCUGACGGAGGCCCGGCAGAGCGCCAUGAGGACCGAGAGCCUCUCAGCCUGGGGUGUGCCGGACAUCUCUCGGAGGGCGCCUCUCAGGGAGCCUCCUGAGAGGAAGGCGAUGAAAAUUCUGCGUGAAUGUGAUGUUGGAGAAACGCCCCAUGCGCUGCUGGAGGUGAAGAACGUAAGCGACCUCAAGCCGCCCAGCGUGACAAGCCCCCUCAACUACCGCUUCAUGGUGUCCUCCGUGGCUAAGGAGGAGCAGCGUAAACGGGGCUUCUACUUAGGUCUUGGCGGCCUGAACGUGUACCGAAGUGAGUCAUUAUGCCCGGCCUCCUGGGGUCAUUUGAACCUCAACGUAGAGCUGCCGCCCGACACUCUAAUUUAUGCUGAACUUGUGGACGAAAUUCGCGACAUGAGCGUCGACGAGCCGCUGCCUGGCGACAAGCAGAGGAGGACCAGGCGGGUACCUGCGCUGCACGUCAUCGACGGCAUCUGCCUUAAUGGCUUCAAUAUCUCCAAGAUGCAUCUGGUGCGAAGACACGGCUUCCUGAAGCGCUUCUGUGAGGCCGUGACCAAGACCAGCAAACCUGAGCUGCUGCCUCUCCGCUGCAAGACUCUGCACCGUGCAGAAGAUGUGCACAAGAUACUCUCCCAUCCUAGGUUGUCAGUCCGACAAGUUAGGAACUCAGGAUAUCAACGCGUCAUGUAUUGUGAGUCCGACAACGAACUGGAGCCUUACCACGUACCGGUCACUGGUCUCAUCAUGCUGAUCACGGUUAAAGCACCUUGGAUGAUGGCCGUCUCUCGCUCAUCCAGCAAGAAAUAUUUCUAUAAUAUCCGAACCAAAGUGUCAGAAUAUGAAGUGUCUGAUGAAAAAGUGGCGGAUUUCGCAUGCACAAUGAGCGGGUCGAUGUUGUGGCGCUGGCGCCCGGGCACCAUCAUCCUGGGCAACGACCACAACAUUGGCUGCGAUUUCCUCGACAGCGACGACGAAGAAGAAGAGCAAACCCCAGAACUGAUGUCGCUGGCAACCUUCUCUGAAUUCCUCGAGAAUUGUCCACCCAAAUAUUGA
Messenger RNA from Hyalella azteca, 3010 nucleotides. RefSeq names its product cap-specific mRNA (nucleoside-2'-O-)-methyltransferase 1 (gene Cmtr1). Gene Ontology annotation, biological process: 7-methylguanosine mRNA capping. The record is from RefSeq and is a predicted model, not a curated record. NCBI's taxonomy places the organism in Eukaryota, Metazoa, Arthropoda, Malacostraca, Amphipoda, Hyalellidae. The coding region runs from base 143 to 3010 and encodes 955 amino acids. The transcript has 16 exons. Gene Ontology annotation, cellular component: nucleus; cytoplasm. Gene Ontology annotation, molecular function: methyltransferase cap1 activity; nucleic acid binding.